This is a messenger RNA of Clunio marinus, 4219 nucleotides long. The record is from the annotation of a GenBank genome assembly. NCBI's taxonomy places the organism in Eukaryota, Metazoa, Arthropoda, Insecta, Diptera, Chironomidae.
CUGAAAUAUUUUUUAUGAGUUGUCUUUUCUACAAGUUUACAAUAAACUGUGAAACAAAAUCUUGUUUCUUAAAUAAGUGAAUUUCUAGAUUGUCGGUUGUGAUAAAAACUACAUGACAACCCGAUAACCGUACAAGUCUUUAAUUUAAACUCAAAUAUCUUCAGACGUGACUAAAUAGUUUGAGAAAAUAGUUGAAUUUUUAUAUUAUUGGGUGCAAUGAAAUUGUUUAUUUUGAGUUUAUUCGUCGUGCUAUUUCAGCUGACGAAUCAGCUGCCAGUUAAAGAGUCUUCAUCAACAGAAAAAGACCCUAGUAAUUCAAAAGAGAGCGAUAGCCCGCAAUAUAACUUGGAAAAUGUCAUUGAAUAUGAACGAUAUCUCAAAGAGGUCGUCUCUCUACUUGAAAGUGAUAAAGAAUUUAGGAAAAAGUUAGACGAAGCAAGCGAAGCUGACAUCAGAACUGGAAAAAUUGCACAAGAACUCGAACUUGUUGAUCAUAAUGUGAGAUCAAAACUUGAUGAGUUGAAACGAAAUGAGUUGGAAAGGUUACGUGGCCUUGCUCGCGAAUACUACGAACGUACAAAUGAGAUUGACCGUGAACAUUUAAAAAUUGCUGAGCAUUUGGAUCAUGAGAACGAGCAUACGUUUGAAAUUGACGAUUUAAAGAAAUUGAUUACAAAGACUGGAGAAGAUUUAGCUGAAGCUGAUCGCAGACGACAUGAGGAAUUCAAGCAAUAUGAGUUGCAGAAAGAGUUCGAAAAGCAAGAGAAAAUGCGAAACAUGACUGAAGAAGAGAAAAAGAAAUUUGAAGAAGAACUUAAGAAAAUGACUGAAAAACAUCAGAAACAUGAAAAAGUUCACCAUCCAGGAUCGAAAGAUCAACUUGAAGAAGUUUGGGAGAAACAAGAUCACAUGGAUGUCAAUGAUUUCGAUCCUAAAAAAUUCUUUAUGAUGCAUGAUGUCGAUGGAAAUGGCUUCUGGGAUGAAAUGGAAGUUAAAGCUCUCUUCAAAACUGAAUUGGAUAAAGUAUAUCAACAAGGAUUACCAGAAGAUGAUAUGCGUGAAAGAGCUGAAGAAAUGGAACGUAUGAGAGAACAUGUUUAUAAGGAAGCUGAUGUAAACAGAGAUCGUCUUAUAAGCUUCCAAGAAUUUAUGGAUCAGACUAAGAAACAAGAUUACCAAAAAGAUCCAGGCUGGGAUACCGUCGAUCAACAAGCUCAAUAUACGCAUGAAGAGUAUUUAGAGUUUGAAAGACGACGACAAGAAGAAAUUAAUCGUUUAAUUGCUGAAGGUCGCUUACCACCACAUCCAAAUAUGCCUGGUGGUUAUUAUCCAGCUGAUCCAAAUGCACAUUACCAAGUUCCUCAUCCUAAUGAGAUUCCACAAAAUUAUCAUCCAAAUGCUGUUCCACCUCAGCAAUAUCAGCCUUCACAAAAUGGUCAAUAUCAGCAACCACCGCCCAAUGCGCAUCAUGCACCCCCUCCACAAUAUCAACAGCAAGCGCCUCCUCCAAAUCAACAACAUCAUCAACAGCAGCAGCAAUUCCAACCCAACCCCAUUCCAGUUAAUCAAGUGCAAAACAAUCAAGUAAAUCAACAAGAUCAGAUGAGGCAACAAUAUGGUGAACAACAAAGACAACAAGCUCAACAGAAUCAACAAAUGGGGCAACAAAAUCAACAAGCACAAGUCCAAAACCCUCCAGCACAACAGAAUACUCCACAAAACUGGAAAGUCAACAAAAUGGAUUUCCUUAAAAUAUUUUUUGCUUUGACUUUGAUUUUAAUCAAUAAUUUUACAUCAGCCAUAAAUUAUAAAGAUUAUAAAGUAGCGACAUUCAUAAUUGAAAAUGAAGUUCAAUUGAAGCAAAUGCAAGUUUUGGAUGGUGAAAAUGGCUUCACAUUUUUGGAACCACCAGAAUUUGUUAACAGUAAAGUUGAGUUAGUCAUGAGACCAGAAUUAUUCACAAUGUUUGAAGAAAUUGCAUCCUCAACCGGAAUGAGUUUCAAGAUUGCGACUGACGACUUACAAAGUUGGAUUGACGCUGAAAAGCCAUUGAAGCAACGCAAGGAAGGCUUCUCAUUAGAUAAGUACAACAUUCUUGAAGAUAUCUACGCAUUCAUGGAUGAAAUGGAAGAAAAUUAUCCUGAAGCGAGUAUUUUCAUUGUCGGCGAAUCUUACGAAGGUCGAACAAUUAAAGGCAUGAAAAUCACAAAGAAUGAAAAUAAUCCUGGAAUGUUUAUUGAAGCGACAAUUCAUGCUCGUGAAUGGAUUGCAACUGCUACAUCAGUUUGGAUAAUCAACGAAAUUUUAACGACUACUGAUCCGGAAUUAAGAAACGUAAUCGACAGCAUAACUUGGUACAUCAUUCCAGUUGUAAACGUUGAUGGAUAUCAAUACACCCACGAUGUUGAUCGAUUGUGGAGAAAAACAAGAUCAGUUCAUAAUCUUCUUUGCCGUGGUGUUGAUCCAAAUCGUAAUUUUGGAUAUAAUUGGAGAGAGGGUGGAUCGUCAAAAGUUCCAUGCACCACCACAUACUCGGGCCCAGCACCAUUUUCAGAGAAAGAAACGAAAGCUUUAAUGGACUAUUAUUCAACUGUUUCUAAUAAAACUGACGCUUAUAUUUGCUUCCACUCUGCUGCUAAAAUGUUGAUGUAUCCACUCGGUAAUACUCUUUCCACGGAACUUGUUCCAAACCGAGAUGACUUGCAAGCAAUAGCUGAACACACUGCAAAAGCCUUGGAAUCUGUUCAUGGAACAGUUUAUCAAUAUGGAAAUGCAAUGGCAACACUUUACGUAACAUCAGGUUCUAGUCGUGAUCACGCUUAUGGAUAUUUCCACACUCCUUUACUUCAUUAUUUUAAAGUUGCUAAAAUAAGACGGUCAACAAUCGACAUGAAAGCAUUUUUGAUUCAUCUUUUUAUUGUAAUUUAUUUUGUUGACUAUUCAAUUGAAACUGUGAUUAGUUACAGAAAUCACAAAGUUGUUUCAUUUAGAAUUGAAAAUGAACAUCAAUUGCAGGAGAUUCAAAAUUUGGAAUUGCAACCUGGGUUUGUGUUCUGGGAUCCACCAGUGCAAGUGAAUAUGAAACUUGAGCUUAUUGUUCAUCCAGAAGCAUUUUCAAACUUUGAGGAAAUGACAGAAAAUUUCAAAAUCGAUUAUCAACUCUUGACUGAUGACUUGCAGACUUGGAUUGAUGACGAGAAACCUCAAAAACGAACUAAAGAAGGUUUCUCUUUCGAACAAUUCAACACUCUCGCAGAAAUUUAUCAGUAUUUGGAUGAGAUAACAACAGCACACGCUGAUAUUGCAAGUAUCAUUACGAUUGGUGAAUCAUUUGAAGGCCGACCUUUACAAGUUGUUAAAAUUUCCACGAAUGAAAACAAUCCAGCAAUUUUCAUUGAAGCAAAUAUUCAUGCUCGUGAAUGGAUUUCAUCAGCCACUGCUUUGUGGUUAAUUAAUGAGUUUAUUACCUCAACUGAUCCUACAUUGAGAGAAACUGUUGAUUCCAUCUCAUGGUACAUCCUUCCAGUGACAAAUCCCGAUGGAUUUCUCUUUACACACGAAGUCAAUCGACUGUGGAGAAAAACAAGAUCAAAUCAUAACAUUUUUUGUAGAGGUGUUGACCCAAAUCGGAACUUUGGAUACAACUGGAGAAUGGGUGGAUCGUCGAAAGUCGCUUGCACUGACACUUACAUGGGACCAGCUCCUUUCUCUGAAAAAGAAACGAAAGCUGUGAUGGAUUUUUAUGCAACCAUAGCUGACAAAGCAGAAGCUUACAUUGCAUUCCAUUGUGCUGCGGAGACUCUUCUUUAUCCCAUGGGACACGACAACAAUCCCGAGCUUCUUUAUAACGUCCAAGAUAUUCAUGAUAUUGCGGAAGCUGCUGUUGAUGCAUUGAAAGUUAAGUACAAUACAACUUAUACGUUUGGAAACACCAUUGAUAUUCUUUACGUUGCUUCUGGCUCCAGUCCCGAUCAUGCCUACGGAGUUUUCAAUACGCCAUUGGCUUAUACUUAUGAAUUUAGAGCCGGUCGUGGUACUCCAUCAAGAUUCAUUCUGCCACCUGAAGAAAUUGUACCGAACUCUGAAGAAAUCUUAGAUUCAUUGAUGGCUUUCAUCACAAAAGCUAGAUCGUUGGGUUAUUUCAAUGCUGAAGUUUGAUUUUAAUUAUUUCUGUACAAUAAAUAAAAGUAAUUUUCAUUUUGAAAUACCUAAUUAAAAA